AUGGAGCAGGCGUAUACUCGGGCUGGCAUCCCCCGGUUACACAUCGCCAACUGGCGGCAAAUAACGGUCAAUAUCGUUAAGACUAAGUUUGCAGCUAACGUCGGGUGCUUUGAGGUCGACGAUGGGGCUAACGACGAGGAUGCUAAAGAGAUCGAGGCUGACAUCCGGGUCAUGACCAAGCAGCGGAACCAUACCUAUACUGCCAAAGUCGGUACGGCCGAGGAGAAGGAAGAGCUACUGAGAACGUGGCUUGUCACCCCUGAGCAGCCGUACAUAGUAGCAACAUCGGCUCUAAGUGCAGGCUUCGACUACGCGCACGUCCGGCUCGUAAUACACAUCAACGAGCCAGACUCCCUUGUCGACUUUGCACAGGAGUCUGGGCGGGCUGGACGGGAUGGGAAGGAAGCUUAUUCGGUUGUGCUCUUACCCCCUCGAUGGGUAUCACAAGUGGCCAGUACUACAGAGGCUAAGAAGGGGGUACUCUACCGCUACUUGCAAGGCCAAGAGUGCCGCCGGACUUGCCUAAGUGCAUACCUUGACCUUGAGUCCCAGCUCCAGCAGUGCGUCACCGGCGAAGACGUCGUGUGUGAUGUAUGCAACAGUGGUCCAGUCGAGACGGCCUUACCAGUGCCUCUUGUUACAAUGCCACAUACUGGGAGUACGAUCAUUCAGCAAAAGCGGCGCGCAGCUUACCUCGAGCUUAGCCGGUACCAAGAAGACCUGCUCGCUGUGCAAGGGACGUGCCUGCUCUGUCGAGGGCUUGACGAGCCAUAG
Messenger RNA from Mollisia scopiformis, 774 nucleotides. RefSeq lists its product as uncharacterized. Lineage: Eukaryota; Fungi; Ascomycota; Leotiomycetes; Helotiales; Mollisiaceae. The record is from RefSeq and is a predicted model, not a curated record. Gene Ontology annotation, biological process: double-strand break repair via homologous recombination. The coding region runs from base 1 to 774 and encodes 257 amino acids. The transcript has 2 exons. Gene Ontology annotation, molecular function: four-way junction helicase activity; 3'-5' DNA helicase activity. Gene Ontology annotation, cellular component: chromosome; cytoplasm.